AUGACACUCACACAAGACGUCUUAAUUUCAAUAAAUCCAAUAGAUGACCAGACUCGAGUGUUCUAUAGGCAUCGCAAGUGUGAUAAAUACAACAUCGCCGGAUUAUUAAAGUUAAUGAACGAGCCUUUACGUGUCGCGAACUCCGGUCAGAAAGUGAUCGCCACAAAGCGGUCAGCAGUGAACAUCUCUCGCGAGAGACUCAACUGGAUUGUAGUAGGAGAGAGUCAACGAAAGGCGUAUAAGGAUGACAUCAACGUGAUUGGGGAGAAGUUGUAUAAAUACAUCAGUGACAUAUUCACCGGCCCCACCUCGCCAAAGAAAAUUAUAUUAGUGAGAGACGAGAAUGUUGUCGUGGAUAUAAAAGACCAGACAACUCUUAUAAAGUUGUGUGAUUUAGAAAGUUACUUCGGCGAGAAAGUCGGUCUGGAGACUUUGAAGUUUGAGAAGAGUGUGACAGAAAUCGCUACACAAAGUACGUCGUCUGUGGUGUCUAAUGGACCAUCAGAAAUUGAGUCUAAAACACAUAAUAUGGAGAUCGAUUCACUGACAGAAGAUGAGUUGAGUAUUACUCAAAUAGAAUAA
Messenger RNA from Entamoeba invadens IP1, 582 nucleotides. RefSeq lists its product as hypothetical. NCBI's taxonomy places the organism in Eukaryota, Evosea, Mastigamoebida, Endamoebidae. The coding region runs from base 1 to 582 and encodes 193 amino acids. The record is from RefSeq and is a predicted model, not a curated record. The transcript has a single exon.